UGUCUGUCUGCCUGUCUCUCUGCCUGUCUCUGUCUGUAUCUCUCCUGCCUUCACUCCUGAAGAAACUAUGAGGGGAUCUGUUUCGUCCAUGUUUCAGAACAGGUCUUCCUUCGCUCGAAUAGGCAUACGGCGAGGAUCAAAGACAACCACCACAUCACAACGUCAAGUGGAUGUCGGUCAGGUGAUGUGGUCUCCGUCUCAACAGCGGAUCAGGGACAGCCGCAUGGAUGCGUUCGCUAGGCUGGCGGGCGAGCGGAGCGGACGAGACCUUAGAAGCUGGCCUGACCUCCACCGAUGGUCCGUUUCCGAGGUGGGGGAGUUUUGGCAGACGGUGUCAGAUUUCUGCGGCAUUAAAUGGCUCCACCGCGGGACCGGAUCUGCGUACACUCCUCCUCGUCCUUCUCCAACGCUUGGUCCGGAGCCGGACAUGGGCGGAAAGGAGAUCGGGCAAAGGGGGGUGCGAGAUCGGGGUCAGGGGCGGGGUGAUGCGAUGACGGGUGCCCUGUGGUUCGAGGGUGCCACGCUUAACUUCGCGCACAAUCUGAUGCCGCUCCCGACAGAUGAUGAGGUCAUCGUGUCCGUUUCGGAGUCAGCCGAGCUGGCGUCGAGAAGGCUCACCGGCAAAGAGCUUAACGUGUUGGUGGCGAGAUGCGCGCGGGCAUUGCGGUCGGCCGGUGUUCGCAAAGGAGACAGGGUGGCGGGUGUGCUCGUCAACUCCCAGGAGGCUCUGGUAUGCAUGCUGGGGGUGACGGCGAUUGGAGCUGUGUGGAGCUCCUGUUCCCCAGACUUCGGGGUGGGCGGGGUGUCCGACCGCCUAGGCCAGAUCUCGCCGAAGCUGGUGUUCUUCAGCCUCGGCUACUUGUACGGCGGGCGGUGGCACGACUGCCGGGGCCUGGCCAAGGACGUGCUGUCGCGACUGCCCGUUACUGAGCAAGGGCGUCCCUUGGGAGUAGGUGUGCCGUACUGGACCACCUUGGACGAUGAAGGAGGCGUCAGCGUCAACCGUACCGACGUCGGCGGUGACAGCAGAAGCUAUCCGGACCCUCUGUCCGUCUCUGAUCUCCCGGCGCCUCUCGUGCCGUUCGAAGAGUUUCUCAGCGGCAGUGCGACCGAGAUCGAGUUUGAGCCCACCGCUUUCGACCACCCGGUGUUCAUCAUGUUUUCGUCGGGUACCACUGGGCUGCCCAAGUGCAUGGUGCACGGGGUUGGGGGCACACUUCUCCAACAGAAGAAGGAACUGGAGCUGCACUGUGACAUCCAGCGCGGCGAUCGGCUCCUUUUCUUCUCUACGCUGGGUUGGAUGAUGUGGAACUGGGCGGCUGCCGUCCUAUCAAUCGAGGGGGCUUCGCUCGUGUCGUUCGAUGGGAGCCCCGGGCACCCGGACCUCGCGGCAUUGUGGAAGGUUGCCGCCGAAGAAGGCGUGACUCACCUGGGGGCUAGCCCAAAGUACUUCGGCGCGUGCAAGCAAAACGGCGUUGUUCCUGGGGUUGACUGCGCGGCAUCCGGGAGCGACGGUCUCAAGAAGCUUCGCACGAUCCUGUCGACCGGAUCUCCGUUGUUGCCGGAACACUUCCAGUGGAUUUACCAGGCCGUGAAAGGUGACGUCCACCUGGCCUCCAUUUCGGGCGGUACGGAUAUCCUGGGGUGCUUCGCCCUCGGAAACCCGACCCUUCCGGUCCGGGCCGGGCACCUGCAGUGCCUCGGACUGGGCAUGGAUGUCUGCGCGUACGGCGGCGACGGGAGUCAGGAGGCGGCCGGUGACGACGGCGGCAGCGGCGACGAGGUUGAUAGAGAUUGUGUUGACCACCCCGUGGUAGCAACAGCACCAGGAGCAGUAGCCGCGGCACUGGAAUCUCCGUCAAGGGAAGUCGCAACGGGGGAGAUGGGGGAGCUCGUGUGUAGAACACCGUUCCCUUCCAUGCCGGUGUCCUUCUGGGGCGACUCGGACGGUUCCAAGUACCGGUCCGCGUACUUCGAGGCUUUCAAGGGAGAGGACGUGUGGGCGCACGGGGACUAUAUCAAGAUAACCGAAGAGGGCGGAGUUGUUAUCUCGGGGCGAAGCGACGCUGUGCUUAAUCCCGGAGGCGUUCGCAUUGGCACGGCCGAGAUUUAUAGACAGAUGGAGAUGGUGCCGGAGGUGGAAGAUUCUCUUGCCGUCGGUCUUCGGGUUGACGGUGACGUGGAGGUGGUGCUCUUCGUCAAGCUAGUGCCCAUCGCAGGGGAAGGAGGAGGAGAAGGAGUAGGAGGAGGGAGAGGAGGAGGAGGAGGAGGAGAAGGACACCCAUCCCAGAACGUGAACGACAAACGUCUUUGCGAUUGUGCCCGUCGUUCCUUGGAAUCGGUCCAAUAUUUUUAUGUACUAUUUGUGCGAUCCGGCCACGAACUGUACGAUUCACGAUUGGUAUGA
Messenger RNA from Ectocarpus sp. CCAP 1310/34, 2407 nucleotides. Lineage: Eukaryota; Phaeophyceae; Ectocarpales; Ectocarpaceae. The record is from the annotation of a GenBank genome assembly.